CCUGCCCCGCGGGCUGACUCCGGGAGCGACUCAACCUCGCGGGCUACUACUGACUCAAGCUCAAGCUACUGCGCCAUGCAAGGCCUCCGCGAGCUUGAGUCGCUCCAACAGCGACCCGUCAGCAGCGCCGACGAGCAGCCGCCAGCCAAGCGCGCGCGGCCGGGCAGCGGAAAGGCGGCGCUCGAAGCGGCAGAACUCCUCGCACGCGCUGAGCGGGAGUUGGAGGAGUCGCAGGUCGAGGUCGCCGCGGUGGACGAGAACGGGAUGAAGGCGAUGGUGCUGGCGGUCGAGCGGCGGAUCAACGACAAUAUGGCGCUGCGCAUGAAGUACCCAGACCGCCCCGAGAAAUUCAUGGACUCGGAACUCGAGCUGUUUUCGCAUCUCAAGCGGCUGCACGUGCUCGCGACGGCGCCUGAGCUCUUCCCGACGUUCGUGCGGACCAAGUGCGUCUCCUCGCUGCUCGGCUUGCUGAUGCACGAGAACUCGGACAUCUCAAUCGACGUCGUCGAUCUGCUGCACGAAAUGGCAGACGCCGAUGGCGCCGACCCAGACGACGUCAAGGCGCUGGCCGACGCGCUGGUCGAGCACGGUGCGCCGGCUGCGCUGAUGGAGCACCUGAAGCGGCUGGACGAGGCGGUGGACGAGGAGAGCCGCGCCGUGCACCAGUCGCUCGGCAUCUUCGAGGCGCUGCUCGAGGCCAGCCCGGAGCUGUCAGCGCCACUGGCACGUGACGCGGGGCUGAUGUCGUGGCUGCUUGGCCGGAUCAAGCUGCGCCCCUUCCACGCAAACAAGCUAUAUGCGACGGAGCUGCUGGCCGUGCUGCUGCAGCAGAACGCGCCCAACCAGGCCCUGUUCGGCGAAGAAGGCGGCGUGCUCGCGCUGCUCACCGCUACCUCGUACUACAAGAGGCGCGAGCCGCAGGCCCUUGAGGAGGCUGAGCUGGUCGAGAACAUGUAUGACUGCCUCUGCAGCGCGCUGCACGCGCCCGCCAACCAGACGCUCUUCCUCAAGGCGGAGGGCAUCGAGCUGAUGAUCCUCACGCUCAAGGAGCGCCGCUUCGCCGCGCAGCUAGCGCACGACGAGCACUGCGCCUCGCUGCUGGUCACUCUGCUGCACCAGCUGACCGGCGAGCGGCGGCGGAGGCACAACGCCACUUCCCCCCCCGCUUCUAUUGCGCGAGCAGGGCUCACCGCCGUCGCGGAGAGGCCUAGUACCAUACCUCCAGAGUACCGAAUCCCGUGUGGGCUGCUGGGCAAGCUUGCGGAGGGAGACUGCGAGAAGCUGGAGCGGCUGCUGCGCCUACACUUUUCCUACACCGAGAGGGUCGAGCUGGCGGCAGAGGCGGCGCUCGCCGUCAGCGAGGUUGGCCGCGGCGGCGAGGAGGACGAGGACGAGCUGGACGACGCUCUCUACCUCGCGAGGACGGGCGCCGGCUUGCGGACGCUGCAGCUGGUCGACACGGCGCUGUGCUACGUGGCGGGGUCGCGCGCCAAGCCGCUGCUGGGGCGGCUGCUCCACGGCUUGUACGAGGGCGGCGCAUCCCUCCACAGCGUCUGGGGAAACGCCGACGAGCACCUCAAGACUUGCGACGGCGGCGACGAGCCGCUGCCGGACGCGGCUGAGCAGCGGUCGGUGAGCGAGAUGGGCGAGGCCGUGCGCGCGCUACUGUCGAGGUACAAGUCCGCCGACGACGCGGAGGGCGAGGGCGGAGACGACCGGGGCGAGGGUUCGGCCGACGCCGCGGCCAGCAGCGCCGGGCCAGAAUGAGCAAUGCCAAUGGGGGGCGGGAAGUGCCGUACAAAGAGGGACGUUGCGGAAGGAUCGGUAGGACGC
This is a messenger RNA of Emiliania huxleyi CCMP1516, 1833 nucleotides long. RefSeq lists its product as hypothetical. NCBI's taxonomy places the organism in Eukaryota, Haptophyta, Isochrysidales, Noelaerhabdaceae. Bases 76 to 1767 code for a protein of 563 amino acids. The record is from RefSeq and is a predicted model, not a curated record. The transcript has 5 exons. Gene Ontology annotation, cellular component: spliceosomal complex.